This is a messenger RNA of Myripristis murdjan (pinecone soldierfish), 1859 nucleotides long. RefSeq names its product thiosulfate sulfurtransferase-like. The record is from RefSeq and is a predicted model, not a curated record. Lineage: Eukaryota; Metazoa; Chordata; Actinopteri; Holocentriformes; Holocentridae. The coding region runs from base 1 to 885 and encodes 294 amino acids. The transcript is spliced from 2 exons. Gene Ontology annotation, cellular component: mitochondrion. Gene Ontology annotation, molecular function: thiosulfate-cyanide sulfurtransferase activity.
AUGGCGACGCAAACCCGGGCACUGGUCACUGCAAAAUGGCUUUCAAACUUGGUUAAAAGUAAUCGCGUCGGUCCAGGACUGCGGAUCCUGGACACAUCCUGGUAUCUGCCGAUGAUGAAACGAGAUGGCAGGAAGGAAUUUGCACAAAGCCAUAUUCCCGGAGCAUCGUUUUUUGAUAUCGACGAGUGCUCUGACAGGGCUUCACAGUUUGACCACACGCUGCCCACUGAGCAGCUGUUCGCCGACUACGUGGGAAACCUGGGUAUUGGAAAUGACACCCAUGUAGUUGUUUACGACGCCAGCGAUUUCGGGGCAUUUUCGUGCACAAGAGUUUGGUGGAUGUUCCGUCUGUUUGGCCACCCUCAGGUCUCGGUGCUGGACGGGGGGUUCAAGAACUGGGUCCGAGAGGGCCAUCCUGUCAGUGGGGCUUACAGCGAGCCUGAGCGGUCAAAGUUCACCGCCACCAUGAACCGCUCCUGGGUCAAGUCAUUUGAGGACAUCACUGAAAAUAUUGCAAGUCAGCAGUUCCAGGUGGUGGAUGUGAGGCCGUAUGGUCGGUUCCGCGGAAGAGAACCGGAACCAAGAGAAAGUGUUCAGCCGGGCCACAUCCCUGGCUCCAAAUGCAUGCCUUUCUUCAAGUUCCUGGAUGAAAAUGGCAUGAUGCUCUCCGUAGAGGAGCUCAGGAAGUUCUUCCAGAAGUCACAAGUGGACCUGAACAGGCCCAUCUGUGGGUCGUGUGGCUCUGGUGUGACUGCCUGUCACAUGGUGCUGGCUGCUCAUUUGUGCGGCUACCCCGGGGUAGCGGUGUAUGAUGGAUCCUGGUAUGAGUGGUACACCAAGGCCCCACCAGAGCAUGUUGUCUCUGAGGCCAAAAGCAGGCCAUGAUGAUCAUGAUCAGGAGGAACAGGAUGUGACAAAGAAUCAUUUAUAAGUCAGUAUUAAACAGCCAUGUGAAAAGACAAGUCUUUUGGAGCAAUGGCAUAACAUUCAGAUAAAUGUGAAACAUAUUAGAGGUAUGCCUGAAUUAUCAUUUUUGUUGACAUUUUUCUCCAAUGAUACUUCAACUGAUUUCCAUAAUGCUUUUUUUAAAUGGUAAAAUCCAUGUUUACACUUUGGAUAUAGGCAAAAUGAUGGAGGCAGUCGUGUGAAGCUGGCUCUUUGCUGUAUGGAAAUGAGUUAUUAAUGCUGUUGAUUCCCUUGUAAACUGAAUGCCAAAGAAAUGAAAGUUGUUGCUCAGCGGUUGUCCACAAAAGGCCUUGUGUGGUCUUAUGCCAGCUAUGCAUGUUCAUUUCAGCUUCUGACUUUCUUAAACAGCGCCAUACUAUUGUAUUUGUAUUGCAGCAGUGUAAUUACAAGAGCUUCCAUUGAUGCCAGUAUCAUUUAAUACGAUUUAAUCUGCAGCCACACCAGGGACACACCUUUAUUUGUUGUAAAAAAUAAUUAUCAUUGUCGCAAUACCUUUACUAUUGUUUCUAAAUGUGGAUCUGGAGUGACAAUUUACAGUAUGCCCGCCAAUCAGCCAAGUCACCUCUGAAAUCCUCCUAUCUUCUUAGUCCUAUACUGACUUCAGCAGUCACAAACUACCACCACAGCCCUUAUAGGAACCUAGCAUGUGCGACUGUAUUCAUAGAGCACCACCUGCUGGUGCUUUUUGGAACUGCAGAGUGAAGAUGGGUGCCUCUGACUGGCUCGUCCAGCCUUUAUCCACAUUAUGACCACGCUGAAUGUGAACUUGACAUUGUAUACACGAAAUGCACUAAAGGAGCUUUGUGUGUGCCUGAGAAAUGAAUGUAGUGUAGACAUAAUGUAAACAUUUCAAGUCUAUUUUUCCAACUUGAAUUAACUAUUAAAAUAAAUGG